This is a messenger RNA of Procambarus clarkii (red swamp crayfish), 811 nucleotides long. RefSeq names its product cuticle protein AMP4. Gene Ontology annotation, cellular component: chitin-based extracellular matrix. The record is from RefSeq and is a predicted model, not a curated record. Gene Ontology annotation, molecular function: structural constituent of chitin-based larval cuticle. Lineage: Eukaryota; Metazoa; Arthropoda; Malacostraca; Decapoda; Cambaridae.
ACCGUUGAAGGGGUACCUGGAAAAUCCUGACCGUUGGGCGGGUAUAUAAAGCCACGCCCCAGACCACACCAGCCCCACACUAGUCUGUCUCGCUAGCCAGCCCACACACACACACUCAACAUGAAGCUUGUUGUCCUCGCCUGUCUGGUCGCUGCCGCCGCCGCCGCCCCUCAGUUCUCCCAGAACUUCAAUGUGCAGGAAGUACGUCGACCUGUCGCUAUUCUGAGGGACGAACGUCAGGACAAUGGCGACGGCAGCUUCACCUACGAGUUCGAGGCUGAGAAUGGCAUUGUGGUGAACGCUGAGGGCAGCCGAGGUUCCCAGGGCCAGAGCAACAUCCAAGGCGUCUUUAGGUAUCCUCUUCUCGACGGUACCGUCGCUGAGGUCCGCUACAUCGCCGACGAGAACGGCUACCAGCCGCAGUCUGACCUGAUCCCCACGCCCCACCCACUCCCCGCCCACGCCCUCGAGCAGAUCAGAGUUGCUGAGGAGCAGCGCCGUCAGGGCAUCACCUUCCAGUGAGCAGCACGGAUCCCAUCACCUUCUGUCAGAGAUGCCUGAGCACAUGGUGUUCUGUCAGUGAUGCCUGAGCACAUGGCAUUCUGUCAGAGAUGUCUGCUCAUACAGCGUUCUCUCACGAGGGCCUGAUCACAUGGCGUUCUGUUAGGAGCGUCUAACCCCACCGCCGUCUGACCUUCCAAUGUCAUCUCUAAUAUCCGUUUUUUUCCGGAUAUGAUUAUCUUUUCACGGAUUGUAAUUUUGAGAAUGAUGUACAGUUAAAUAAGCAAUCUAAUAAAACGUGUUAAACAAA